AUGGCUUCCCCGCAGGAUACAAUCGAAGUCAUGAACUCGAUAUCCCCGUUACAUAUGUCCAAUGGACACGAUGAAUCAUUUGCAAGGUCCUCGCCAUCAAAUGAUGACGCACCAGGCGAAAGCGAGUCAGAACUAUCCGAUGUUGGCAACCCUACCGUCGAUGAACCCUCACCGGCUUCCUCAAACCAACAACCAAUGUUUGGUGGUCAAGAUUCCGAUGCAACUGAAGACUCGUCACCUGAAGAUCAAGAACAAUCCGAUGACGCGGAUUUUGAUGAAGAAGAAACUCCUGCGGCUGCAGCUUUCAAUGGCCAACGAUCAGAGCGUUCGAGCACUGUCGAGUCGUCGCGUCCUGCUAAACGCAAGCCGGGCGUCACUGAUCAAGAUCGGUACAUGCUAGAGAAUCCCGAACUAUAUGGUUUACGGAGAAGUGCGCGUCCAGCACAAACUCGAACUAUUGUUGAGUCUGAUGAUGAUGAGGAAGAGGAAGAAGAUUCCGAUGCUGUUGCAGCUCAUAGGAAUAAGCGUAGGAAGCCAGAGCGCUCCCAACAAUCUUCCAAACGCCAAACACCAGCUCUGCAAUCUGCAUCUGCCUCUGAUACCGACGAAACCGAGGAUUACGGUAGCUUACGAGCACGAAAUACUAUCAAGAAGAAUCGACGCCGCCAAUUAGAGACCGGCAACAUUGCUCUUCAAUAUCAAGAGAAGCGGUGGAACAGCCGUCGUGCUGCACAGGUCACAACCGGUGCUUACCAAGAAAGCGAUCCCGACUUGGAAGAUGAAUCUGAAUUGAUGACCCCAAUCCAGUGGGCGGAAGAUGUCGAAGAUACCUCACCAUAUAUCGAUGUUGUCUUGAAGCACAAGAUUAAAGCUGACAGAGAUGUAAAAGAUGAGAACCUUACGAAGGACGAUUUUGAGUACUAUAUCAAAUGGCAGGGCAAAUCGCACUGUCAUGCUACUUGGGAGACAACAUCCACUUUGGCUGGAGUUCGUGGUUUCAGACGCCUCGAAAACUAUUAUCGAAAAAUCGUUAUCGAUGACAUCUACAUGACACAAGGUGCUGAGAUACCACCGGAAGAGAAAGAAAAGUGGAUGCUCGAUAGAGAGCGUGAUGCAGAUGCCCUGGAAGACUACAUAAAGGUCGAAAGGGUUAUUGGCUCGCGAGAAGGUGAUGAGGAAACUGAAUACUUCAUAAAGUGGAAGGCUCUAUACUAUGAAUCUUGUACAUGGGAGACUGCCUCUUUUAUCAGCGAGAAGGCUCAAGAGGCUAUCGACCACUUCUUGGAUCGCAGCUCAAGAUCUCUGGUCUCAGACCGAAAGGAGUCGAACCCAGACACCAGAAGCCCUCACGUUCCUAUUCGUGAGCAACCGGAUUACAUCAAGAAUGGUCAAUUGCGAGAUUUCCAGAUUACAGGUCUUAAUUUCCUGGCUUACAACUGGUGCAAGAACAAGAAUGUCAUUCUUGCUGAUGAAAUGGGACUUGGCAAGACUGUCCAAACUGUCGCUUUUAUGAAUUGGCUCCACAAUGAUAGAGGCCAAGAAGGUCCACAUCUUGUCGUGGUACCUUUGACAACCAUUCCUGCUUGGGCUGACACCUUUGAUAAUUGGGCGCCAAGUCUUAACUAUGUUGUUUACAAUGGUAAAGAGUCAUCUCGUCAGAUCAUACGUGAGUAUGAACUGUUAGUUGAUGGAAACCCCAAGCGUCCAAAGUUCAAUGUCCUACUCACAUCUUAUGAGUACAUUCUGGCCGAUUCUCUUUUCCUGUCCCAAAUUAAGUGGCAGUUCAUGGCCGUCGAUGAAGCACAUCGUCUGAAGAACAGAGAAUCUCAACUAUAUCUGAAGUUGCUCGAUUUCAAGGCUCCCAGUCGUUUGUUGAUCACCGGCACACCGGUUCAAAACACUUUGGGCGAGUUGUCGGCCCUCAUGGACUUCCUCAUGCCAGGCGAAUUGGAAAUUGAAGACAACAUGGACCUAACUGAUGAAGCUGCUGGUGAAAAAAUUGCUGCGCUCACCACCAAAAUUCAGCCAUACAUCCUCCGCCGGACAAAGCAGAAAGUCGAGAAUGACCUCCCUCCGAAAAGUGAGAAAAUCAUUCGUGUCGAGCUAUCAGAUGUUCAGCUGGAUUAUUACAAGAACAUUCUUACUCGCAAUUAUGCAGCUUUGAAUGAAGGUUCAAAGGGUCCAAAGCAAUCGUUGUUGAACAUAAUGAUGGAACUUAAAAAGGCCAGCAAUCACCCCUACAUGUUUCCAAAUGCAGAGGAGAAGAUUCUGAAGGGUAGCGAAAGACGAGACGACCAGCUGAAGGGUUUGAUUGCCAGCAGUGGAAAGAUGAUGCUCCUUGACAGAUUACUUGCCAAGCUCAAAAAGGAUAAUCAUCGUGUUUUGAUUUUCAGCCAAAUGGUCAAGAUGCUGGACAUCCUCGGUGACUACCUUCAACUUCGUGGUUACCAAUUUCAACGCCUUGAUGGUACUGUUGCUGCAGGUCCAAGACGCCAAGCCAUCGAUCACUUCAACGCCGAUGGAAGUAAUGACUUCUGCUUUCUCCUUUCCACACGUGCUGGAGGGCUUGGUAUCAAUUUGAUGACGGCCGAUACGGUGGUCAUUUUCGAUUCGGAUUGGAAUCCCCAAGCUGAUUUGCAAGCCAUGGCUCGUGCACAUCGUAUUGGUCAGAAGAAGCCUGUAAGUAUUUACAGGUUUGUCUCAAAGGAAACCGUCGAGGAAGAGAUUCUUGAGCGUGCUCGUAACAAGCUCAUGUUGGAGUUCAUUACCAUACAACGAGGUGUCACCGAUAAGGAGAAGAAGGAGCUGCGAGAAAAGGCUGCAAAGGCUGGCAAAAUUGAUGAUCCUAAAUCUUCCGAGGAUAUUUCCCGUAUUCUCAAAAAGAGAGGCCAGAAGAUGUUCGAACAAUCUGGCAAUCAGAAAAAGCUUGAAGAGUUGGACAUUGACUCGGUCCUUGAGAACGCCGAAGAGCAUCAGACUGAAGUACCAGAAGGCAUUGUCGCCGAUGGUGGUGAAGACUUCCUUAAGAGUUUUGAAUAUACUGACGUCAAAAUCGACUUGGAAUGGGACGAUAUCAUUCCAAAAGAUCAGUUGGAGGGAAUCAAAGCUGAGGAAGAAAAGCGAGCUCAUGAAGAAUAUCUCGCCAAGGUCGUCGAAGAGAAUGCACCACGUAAAGCAGCCAUGAAAAAUACGGCUGAGAUUGAACGAGAGCAACGGCUUGCAAAGAAGCGCGAGCGUGACCAAGUUAAGCAAGAAGAGCUCGAAGAAAAGAGGGAAGCUCAAGCAAAUCGUUUGGAUCCAAAACGUCCUCUCAACGAAAAGGAAACGAGAAACUUAAUGAAAGCUUACCUACGUUUCGGCUCUAUGGAAGAUCGUGGCGAAGAACUUGUAAAAGAAGCUCGUCUUGUAGGCCGCGAUGAAGACUUGAUGAAAGCUACACUGAAAGCCCUCACCGAAGAAAGUAGCAGACGUCUCAAGGCAGAGACCGAACGGGUUGAAGCACUAGAGCGCGCAACCAAUAAGCCAUUAACCAAAAAGGAUAGAAAAGCAGUGUUGUUUGAUUAUUCCGGAGUCAAGAGAGUCAACGCUGAGACUAUCAUGGAACGUCCAGGCGAAAUGAGAAUGCUAAGAGACGUUGUCGGAAACUGCCCCGAUUUCAAAACCUUCCGCGUCCCUGACGCUUCCAAAGGGGCCCAUUACUCAUGUGACUGGGGUGCAAAGGAAGAUGGCAUGCUUCUUGUCGGGAUUCAUAGGCACGGCUAUGGUGCUUGGACGCAGAUCAGAGACGAUACUGACUUGGGGCUCGGAGACAAGUUGUUCCUUGAAGAACAUCGAGUAGACAAGAAAGAAGAAAGAAGCAAGGCUGAUGAAAAGGUCGCCAAGGCUCCUGGGGCCGUCCAUUUGGUCAGACGAGCCGAUUAUCUUCUAUCUGUUCUGAAAGCCAAGUACUCGGAUAACCAAGCUGCCAAGCGUGCCGUGGAGAAUCAUCAUCGAAACAACAAGAAGCACGAGCGUAAUGGAUCCAGAAGAAGCGAGGCAAGAGGGUCAGUUUCUGCUUCUCCUGCCCCACCGAUCAAGAAAGCAUCUCGACCAUCUGAUCACAGUAGUCGUGAUCGAGAAAGAGAUAGAGCGCGUAGUCACAACUUCAGUGAUUCCCGUGAUUCUCGUCGGGAGAGUGGAGGCUAUGGUUCUUCAACGCCAUUGAAAAGAAAGUAUAGCGACGGAGACGAUGAGAAACAACUAGAACGUCGCCCCAAAUAUCGUAAAUCCGACAAUGGCGAACCUGCACAGAACGAUAUGCUUCGUAAACUCUUCAAGCCAAUCAAGGAGAGCCUUCGACGUCUUCAAAACGGUACAGCGAAGAACAUUCCCAACAAAAAGGAGCGUGCUACUGUCUUGAAGGAGGAGCUGUACAGUACUGGAUUGUUUAUUGACUCUAUCACUGCACCUAAAAAGGAUGGGUCGGUGGACAGUAAACUGAGAGAUAGCCUUUGGGAAUAUGUCAUGACUUACUGGCCCAAUCCAGGACAAUCCACACAGGCAGUGGCAUCCAUGUAUUCGAAAGUCAGGAGGGACAGGUUAGAGUCAAAGAAUUAA
Messenger RNA from Botrytis byssoidea, 4596 nucleotides. RefSeq lists its product as uncharacterized. Gene Ontology annotation, biological process: nucleosome organization; regulation of transcription by RNA polymerase II. The transcript is spliced from 6 exons. Gene Ontology annotation, cellular component: nucleus; chromatin. Bases 1 to 4596 code for a protein of 1531 amino acids. The record is from RefSeq and is a predicted model, not a curated record. Gene Ontology annotation, molecular function: DNA binding; histone binding; ATP hydrolysis activity. NCBI's taxonomy places the organism in Eukaryota, Fungi, Ascomycota, Leotiomycetes, Helotiales, Sclerotiniaceae.